CUCAAAACUCAAAAAGAUGAAAAAUAUCUGAAAUAUCUUAGUACGAACGCGUACUAAAUGAAAGUCCCCAGAAAAUGUUUCAUAAACUGCGCACGAGCGACGCACGUGCACUGUACUCGGAGUUCAAGUUGUUGGUGGUGUGUGGGUCAAGGGUUAGAAUGUUGUUUUGAUAUUUUAUGGAAUAUUUUUAUUGUUCUGAUCUGAAACAUUUGUACUAUGACCAUGAAGACUUCUGACACGGCUGAAAGUACAAGUACUGUGAAAGAUGACUUAACUGAGCGGGUUAAAGAGCUGGAAGAAGUAAAGGUAGCUGGGGGAAGCAUUGUUGAUGAUAAGCCAUCAUUUUGUGCUGAUUCUAAGUUCCUGUUUGUCAUCAAUGAUGGAGCGGUGCAUGGCUACAAUGUGGCCACGGGAGAGUUGGCCGGCAGUCUGGAGGGGGCGCACCCCAUUGUGGCCCUUUCACCAGAGCCAUCCAAUCCCAGGCAGCUAAUAACAGCUGAUGCUUCUGGCUCCAUGAUCCUGUGGGACUUUGUCCUGGCCACCUCCCUCAAGAAGUGGAGCCUCUCCCAUCUGCUGACAGAGGGCAGCACGGUGGCGGGCCUGGUGCGGCCGGCCGGCUGGUCGAAGCCUCUGCUCCUGGUCCGCGGACCGGGCACUGAGGAGCCGCUGGCCGACCUGCUGCGUCAGCCGACCAAGAAGGAGGGCCGGCCGGCGCGGCCGGUGCUGCGGGAGGUGCGCCGCGGCGCCGCCGGCCGCUGGGAGGUGGACUGCGGCUGGCAGGGCCGACUGGUGGCCGCCAUCGUCAAACGCAACGAGCUGCUCGUCAGGAACCUCUGGAACAAAGACUCGGCCGCCAAACAGAAAUACAGCAGUCUCCGCACGGACGCCGACCGUCCGUUCACGUGCGUUGCAUGUCACCCGAGCGAGGCGACGGUGGCGGCCGGUGACUCCAGCGGCCGUCUGCUGCUCUGGCGCCGCCUGCUGGCCGGAGACCAGCCGCCCGUCCGCUCCGUGCUCCACUGGCACACACUGCCCGUGCCCAGCGUCGGGUUCUCGCCGGAGGGCACAUACCUGGUCUCCGGCGGCGGCGAGUGCGUGCUCGUCUUCUGGCAAACCCACGACGAGAAGCCAUCAUUUGUGCCGCGCCUGGGUAUGGCCAUACGUCACGUGACCGUGUCGCCCGACAAUCAGCUGGUAGUGACGUCACACAGCGACAACGUGUUGCGUCUGGUGACGCCUCAGCGCCAGGUGUCCCGGGUGAUCCACGGCCUGACCUGGGGCGCGGGCGGCGCUCCGUCCACCGGCCUGGUGUUGGAGCCCCGCUCCGGAGCUGUGCUGCUGAACGGCGCCGUGGGUCACCUGCAGCUGUUCUGUCCGCACACCAGGAGGGACCUGUACAGCUUGGACGUGGUUCAGACCAAUUACCUGACCCGGGAGCGGACCGGGGCGCCCGUCACCUGUGACGUCACACGGGUGGCUGUGACGUCAGACGGCGCCUGGAUGGCCACCCUGGAGGAGCGGGACGACGGCCAGUCCACCGCAGAGAGGAGGCUCAAAAUCUGGGAGUUUGACGACACCAAACAGAGUUUCGUGCUGAACACCUGCGUGGAGGACCCUCACGAGAGCUCCGUCACAGCACUGGAGUUCCAGCCCGGGGACGCCGCGAAGGUGGCGCCCCUGGCGGUCACUACCGGAACCGACGGCGCCAUCAAGUACUGGAGUCUGGUCGACGACUCGGAUAUCUAUGGCGCGAAGCGGUGCUGGAGCUGUGACGCGGUGGGCUCCCACCACCGGCUGCCGGCCGGCUGUGCCGCUUUCUCCGCCGACGGUGAGCGGCUGGCCGUCGGGUUCGCCGCCUCGGUGACCGUGUGGGCGCCGACCACUAACACACUGCAGCACACGCUGAGCAACGUGACCGUGCGCGGAGACGUCAGGCAGGUGGCGUUUGGCCGCGGCGAGUGCUCCCACCUGCUGGUCAGUCGCACUGAUUCCGGUCUCCGCGUGUGGAGUCUCCAGUCGCUCACACUGACGGCCAGAAUUGACGUGCACGUGACGUCACUGGUGGCCGAUCCGCUGUCAGAGUAUAUGGCCGCCUUCAGCGCCUCAAAUAAAGUGUUUGUGUUCCGUCCGAGUAGUACGCGUCCCGUCCACCAGGCGGCGCUGGGGCGACCCGUGUCAGCCGCCUGCUUUGUACCCCAUCAGCGGCCCCGACCCGACCUGCCCGAGUGGCAGCGCGCCUCGCAGCUCUUCUUUCUCAAUGACCAGCAGGCGCUGCACACGCUCGACGUGCCGGAGGCGGCCGGCGGCGCGGCCGGCUCCGUCCCGUCUGCUGACGUCAUAGGUGGCCAGGUGCGGCCCACGCCGUUCGGAGCGCUGGUAGCCGAACAGCGCCGAUCGGCGGUGACCUCUGCCGAGACUGUGGACCAGUCGGAGGUCACGCCAGGACUGCAGAAAAGCCUGGAGCUGCUCGAGGGGCCGAGUCACACCAUGCCUCCUCUGACGCGGAUAUGUCUGCCGUUCCUCCUGGGGCUCCUUCCGCCACCUGUCAGUGACGACGUGGAGAUGACGGAGACUCCCCAGCCGGAGGGACAGGGAGACGACUCGGACUCCGGGGAGAAGGACGACAGUGCCGCCGCCGCUACCGCCGCCGCCGCCGCCGACGACGACGACGACAAGGAGGAGGAUGAGGAGGAGGAAAUCUCCCCUGCCGAGCUGGAGACAAGGCUGGACAACCUGCUCAACAUGGACUUCUCGUGGCUGACGGUAUGACCUCGCCGGCCCGGUGACCUGACCUGACCUGACCCGUGGGAGGCAGGUCAGCAGACGUGAGAGGUCGGGCGGGACGCAACUGUGGUGUAGUGUACCUCAUGAGGUGUGUGAGAUCAUUUCACAUUUUGUAAAUUUGAAGGAGCAGUUUUUGAAGUGCUGAGGUUUGGACAAUGCAAUGAAUACAUAAAUGUGUGAAUCAUA
Messenger RNA from Amphibalanus amphitrite, 2970 nucleotides. RefSeq names its product WD repeat-containing protein 75-like. The record is from RefSeq and is a predicted model, not a curated record. The coding region runs from base 217 to 2769 and encodes 850 amino acids. Gene Ontology annotation, cellular component: nucleolus. The transcript is spliced from 15 exons. Lineage: Eukaryota; Metazoa; Arthropoda; Thecostraca; Balanomorpha; Balanidae. Gene Ontology annotation, biological process: positive regulation of transcription by RNA polymerase I; positive regulation of rRNA processing. Gene Ontology annotation, molecular function: RNA binding; protein binding.